This is a messenger RNA of Podarcis lilfordi (Lilford's wall lizard), 1055 nucleotides long. The record is from the annotation of a GenBank genome assembly. NCBI's taxonomy places the organism in Eukaryota, Metazoa, Chordata, Lepidosauria, Squamata, Lacertidae.
AUGCCGGGAGCCGGGACUUCGACGCUGCUCUGCCUCGCCCUGGCCGCGCUGCUCAGCCCGCCCGCCGACGCCUGGUACAAGCAGACGGCCGGACCCAGCUACUACUCGGUGGGCAGGGCGUCGGGGCUGCUGUCCGGCAUCCGCCGCUCGCCUUACAUGCGCCGCUCCGACGACACCGACAGCAGCAGCACCAGCGCCGAGAGCGGCCCCGGCGCCGCCUCCUUCUUGAUGUCCGAGCCGCGCCCGAACCCCAGCGGGCUGCGCAACAUGGUGAGCGGCUAGGGGGCGCCCGGAUGGAAGUGGAGCCCCCUGGAAGAGGGAGGGGGUCCCGGGUGGAGAAGGCAGCUGGGGGGGGGAGUUUCUUUUAUAUGCAUUGUGAUUUAUUUCAAUGCAUUGCAUUGUAUAUUUAUUAUUAUUGAGUUAGAGCGUACAUUAGCCACUCCCGAAAAGUUGUAUUCAUCAGAUAAUUAUAGUAAUAGUAUCAAUCAGCACUUUCUAACUUUUUAAAUUAAAAAAGCCUAUAUGGUUUUAUACCUAUAUUUUUUUACCUAUAAAAAUCUGAGAGGAAAUAUCUAUUUUAAUGGUUUUAAUGUUGUAUUUUAAUCUUGUUUUUAAGUUGUAUUCAUGCAACUCGUUUUUAUUAUUGGUUGUUAGCCGCCCUGAGCCCGGCCUUGGCUGGGGAGGGCGGGGUAUAAAUACAGUUUAUUAUUAUUUGCUGCUUUUUAGCCAAACAGGCCGUCGGGUCGCGCUGUAUCAAGGAGGUAAAGAUAUUGCAAUGAUUGAAGGGCCCGGGAGAUGCUCAGCUCCAUCCUGGGCACAUUGCAAGGCUCUUCUGCUCCUCGGGGCUUCAGGGUCGCAGUCGAGCAAGCCGGGGAGGGAGGGAAGCCCGAGCCUUGCCCUCUCACUUUCCCCUUUUCCCCUUGCAGGCGGUGUGUGUGAAGGAGGUGGCCCCGGAGCUGCAGAGCUGCCAGCUGCUGCCUGGCUUGCCCAGCGUCAUCCAGUGCAAAGCCGAUGUCACCGUCUCGCUGGACCCCGCGGACUGCGCCAGCGCUUGA